AGUUCACACCCCUGAAAAGCGGAAGUAUUAUGGCAUCUUGUUAACGUGAUGUAGAGAAAUGGCUCGGAUGUGUUGUUAUUCUAAUACCGUGUGACUAAACCCUCAUGGAUUUCAUUCAGUAGUGUGCCGGCUGAAACAAAGAUGGGGUUUGGUAGUGACCUCCAGGGCAGGGUGUCCCAUGAGGGAUUGCUUAGUCUCCAGGAUGCUGAGAUUCGUCUGCUGGAGAACUUCAGGAAGUGCCUGAUCCUUCGGUACGAAGCUGACCGGCAUUACGCCUCGUCACUCAACAAGUUCCUGCUGCAGGCACAGAAGAUGGACCUCCGAGACGUGUUGGACUUCUCAGCUUAUCAUGAUGCCAUAAACACGAUAGUGAAGGAGACGGAGAACGUAGUAUUGCGGCUACGUCAGAACGCCGAUGCUCUGUCGUCGUGAACUCUGGAUACUCUUAGCUCGGUCAUCAGCGAGAAGAAAGCCUUCCGCAAACAGUAUCUGGAGGAAAGGAACAGACUCGACUCAGACUUCAAUAAGAUGCAGGAGAACGUCCAGGGCAACAAGUCGGAAUAUAUCCGCAUGGCCGACAAGCUGAAGCAGGAGCGAGCCAAGUACAUGGACAUACAGACAAAAGGUAAGAUCGGCAGCAAGCUGGAGGAUGCGCGAGCGAAGUACCACAAGACUACAGUGAAGCUACACAAACUACAUAACGACUAUGUCGUGUCACUGAAAGACGCAACAGAGUUCCAGACUGGUUACCUCGGCACCACACUCCCCGCCUUCCUUGACUCUCACCAGGCCGUGCAGGAGACACUUCUACACCAGAGUAAGUUUGUGCUGGAGGACUUUGUGGAGUUGACCAACCUGUCCAGUGAGGAGUACCAGGCCAUGCAUCGGUCCAUGGAGGAUGCUGUCAACAAGAUCGAGCCCACCACGGAAUACACACCCGGCUUCAUCACCAAGUACAAGAGCGAGAAGCUGUCGAAGCUGACGUUUGACUUUGAUGACAAGCUGUUGGACGACUACAAGGGCGUCCUGAAACCCAGCACCUUGCAGAUAGACGACGCCACCUGUGAAUCUCUGCAGCACAAGAAGUCUGAGUAUGGGGAUCAGUUGGCAGCCUCCCAGUCAACGAUGGAGCAGAAGACGUCAUUGCUGCAGGAAUUAGCCGAAGACGUGCAUCAGCUGGACGACAAAGUUGUAGAGGAUCACACACUUGACAACAUCACACAGUACGUGGACAAACGGAAGCAGCAAGAGAUCGUGAAGAAGGAGAUUGCUGAAGAGAAGGUGCGGGUGGAGAGACUGACAGAGUUACAGUCGUACAUCGGCCGGGGUCUCGACGAGAUAGGAGAUAACCCUCCCCCUGUCCUCACAGACCUGCAGGAGAACGGAGACCUGGAGACGAGUUCCAACACGUCCACGUCCUCGACAGGGAAGAAGAAGAAGUUCUCUCUGCCCAACAUCACAGGACUGAGGAAGAACAACCAGGGCUUCAAGUCCAGCAGGGACGACGUGGACAAGUCCAGUCGGGAUGACCUCCUGGAGACAGGUCACGGCGCCCGUGAGAGCUACGAGCAGACGGAGCCCGGCAGCUUCAGUAACGGCCCCCGAGCCUCGAUGAACAUGAUGAGGGAGGCGGGACUCAUGCAGGACGUGGGAAUCCCCCAGCCAAAGUCUCGUCUGGAAGAUGAGGAGUGGUUCCAUGGAGUGUUGCCGCGGGAGGAAGUGCAAAGACUGUUGAAUAACGACGGAGACUAUCUUGUGCGCGAGAGUAAAAACAAACGAACAAAUGAAACCCAAUAUGUGUUGUCUGUCUACUGGGCGGGAUAUAAACACUUCAUCAUUCAGGGAGAUACGGGAGCGUGGAAGUUCGAAGGGAUCUCGUAUCCCACCAUCCCCGACCUGAUCUUCCAGCAGCACUGUUCGGGGGACCCAGUGACAACCAAAUCCCAGGCCAUCCUGCGGACACCCAUCCUCCGGGAAGAGUGGGAGCUGAUGAACGACGACAUCUCCCUCGAGAUGAAGAUUGGAAAUGGCAACUUCGGUGAGGUAUACAAGGGGGUGUACACACCCAAGAACCUGGUUGUGGCGGUCAAGACGUGCAAGGACACGCUGUCGGAGGAGCAGAGGAAGAAGUUCCUGCAGGAGGGUAGAAUCCUGAAACAGUACGACCAUCCGAACAUCGUCUGCUUCAUCGGAAUCGCAGCACAGCGGCAGCCGGUGAUGAUUGUCAUGGAGUUUGUGGCAGGUGGAGCACUGCUUGGGUUCCUCCGGAAGCAAGGCAAGUCUCAGAACAAGGCACAGCUGACCAAGAUGUGUCUGGACUCCGCCAGUGGCAUGGCUUACCUGGAGGCCCGCGGGUGUAUACACAGGGAUCUGGCGGCCCGGAACUGCCUCGUGGGAGAAUCCAACAUCGUGAAGAUCUCCGACUCCGGGAUGUCGCGUGAGGAGGAAGAGUACACGGUGUCCGAGGGCAUGAAGCAGAUUCCCAUCAAGUGGACAGCACCCGAGGCACUCAACUACGGUAAAUAUACAACAAUCUGUGAUGUGUGGAGUUACGGGAUUCUUAUGUGGGAGGUCUUCUCCUGUGGAACAACACCCUACCCCGGCUGGACAAACGGACAGUCACGAGAGAAGAUCGAAGAUGGUUACCGAAUGCCGGGGCCUGUGGGGACGCCAUCGGAGGUGUACUCGCUGAUGUUGAGGUGCUGGGAGUACCAGCCAGAGCGGCCGCCAAAGUUUGAGGAGGUCUGUAAGGAACUGAAACGAAUCGGGAGGCACAUCUGACUAUGGGACUGACACCAGAGUGAUGUCCUUCUAUAUCGCACUGUGACAUGGUGCAAUACGAGACUAUUGUGUGAAUGAUGAACUGUGUAUAACAUGGGAAGCUGUGUGAUAUGAUGGUGUCGUCAUGGCGAUGCUGAAUGAAUGAAGGUCCUAGAUCUGUAGCUGAAGGAUCACAUGGUGAAAAUGGAGCUGGACAAGCUUCACCAGACGUUGUGGAAAUAGGGUGAAUCCGUGACCGUAGGGGGGAUCUGUCAGUGUGGAAACAGGGUGGAUAUGUCACUGUGGAAAUAGGGUGGAUCUGUCACUGUGGAAACGGAGUGGAUCUGUCACUGUGGUGGAUCUGUCACCAUGGAAAUAGGGUGGAUCUGUCACUGUGGAAAUAGGGUGGAUCUGUCACUGUGGAAAUAGGGUAAAACUGCCACUGUGGAAAUAGGGUGGAUCUGUCACCAUGGAAAUAGGAUGGAUCUGUCACUUUGGAAAUAGGGUGGAUCUGUCACCGUGGAAAUAGGGUGGAUAUAUCACCAUCUAAAUAGAAAUAAAACAUCUUUCUGGUGAUGCAUUCUUGUUAGGGACUGAUGCAGUAUGCUGCCUUCAGAACCUGGUGAUGGUGUCACGCGGUGGAAUAAUUUCUUGAUUGUUUAUCAAGGGAGGUAAUCAAACAUACUGGAAUAUAACUAAGGGCAUAAUUCAGUAUUCUGAAACAGACUUCAUGGACCGGUGAGGGGUCAACUGUAUACACUAAAAGUUACAAAAAGUUUACAAGCUCAACCACAUCUGCCAGUAUUACAAGGCUGUCUCACCAUUACAGGGACGUGACCUAUAGAGGUCAGCAGACAGUACAGGUCACAUGACCCAACGUCACCUAGCAACACCAGGUGACCAUAUUCUUAUUCCGUGGUGUUGAAGGAAGAGCUGUUACCAGAAAUAAGCUGAAUCUUAAAGUGCUGUGUUGGUUGUGACGUGUGCACUCAGUGAUGUAGGUAGGUGAAGGAGGUGUAUUCAGUGAUGUUCUGUUCAGUUUGGCAAGAUGUCAAUCACUCUGUUCCAAGAAGGGCAGCUCUUCAGAAAGAUCACAGUUGGGUGUGCUGUCUAUAUGUGAAAGAUCUGUGGCAGUGUUCACACGUUCGUUCACUGAUACAGGAAUUGUCGUCCCACGUGAACAGACCAGCUGGGGGUGCUUCCUGAACCACUUGCACAGCAGGAAGUAGAGACCCUUGACGAUGAUGAUGAUGAAGAUGAUGAUGAUGAUGAUGAUGAUGAUGAUGAUGAUGAUGAUGAUGAUGAUGAUGAUGAUGAUGAUGAUGAUGAUGAUGACGACGACGACGGCAAUGAUAGGGAGGAAAAGGGAAGUGCAGGAAAAGGGAAGAAAACUGCAUCAUGAGACACCUUUUUCCCAAUAAAGCCAUACUUUCUCUGUGUACUAUUAAAUUCCAUGAAAUGAAAGUGAAUUCGAUGAUUCAGAACUCAAGUAGUUAAUGAGCAGGACACUGGAGAGGGUUUGAAGGAGGAUGUGUAUUGGAUUCUAAUUCCUGGUCUGCUGUAUUCAAGAGGACAUCCCUGUUGGACUGGGACGGAGAUGUGACUGGCAUUCAGAGAAAGGUUCGACACUGGUAGAUGUAGUUGACAGACCACUUCAAGUAGACCAAGUUAUUUGGUUUAUUUGAACAUAUAACAGGAAGAAUGCUUGACACCACGUGCUAUAAAUCUCCAUAGAAAAUCAACAGUAGUUUAACCUUGUAAUUAGCAGAAAAAAAUGGUUGGGUUUUUUAUAACAAAUUUAUGUACCAUAUUCGCUUGAUCAACAGCCUGCCUCAUGACCUACAUCUGCAUCAACAUGUAAGUCACCUUUAGGAAUGCCCCAUCAUAUAUUGAAAGUUUUCAAAAUAUCUGCAAAAUGUUUUGUGAAUUGUUAUACCGAAAUCAGCACUGGAGAAGGGAUCCGGUCAGACACUCUUGUGUCAAUGCAGGGUGAUGCUUGACUUGUGUCGAGCUGUAUAUAGAGACAUAUCAGUGGUGUAUUGCUUAAGUAAGUCACAGUGGUGCAGAGGUGGGGCUCCCUCGACAUGGAACAAAACUUCAGGACAGAAUAUUGUCAGUUUCAACAUAUCUUGCCAACACAUUUAUUGUCUCAGAUUAUGUUUGAUCAACUAUUGUCUGUACAAUGUUAACACAAAUUUGGUAAACUGUUGUCUGAUCAUGUAACACAAGUUUGAUCAACU
Molecule: messenger RNA, 5000 nt
Organism: Haliotis rubra (blacklip abalone)
Lineage: Eukaryota; Metazoa; Mollusca; Gastropoda; Lepetellida; Haliotidae
Product: tyrosine-protein kinase Fer-like
Exons: 18
Coding region: 529-2781 (750 amino acids)
Biological process (GO): peptidyl-tyrosine phosphorylation
Molecular function (GO): ATP binding; non-membrane spanning protein tyrosine kinase activity
Source: RefSeq, a predicted model, not a curated record